Molecule: messenger RNA, 7394 nt
Organism: Musca vetustissima
Lineage: Eukaryota; Metazoa; Arthropoda; Insecta; Diptera; Muscidae
Gene: sdk
Product: protein sidekick
Exons: 15
Coding region: 1-7344 (2447 amino acids)
Biological process (GO): cell-cell adhesion
Molecular function (GO): protein binding
Source: RefSeq, a predicted model, not a curated record
AUGAACUACUUUUAUUUGUUGUUGUUAUUUUUCUUCUUUUUUGCAGAUGGUCAACAGCUACAACCGCCACGUUUUACCACACAGCCAUCAUCGUCUGGGUCCAUAGUCAGUGAAGGACGAACGAAAAUUCUACAGUGUCAUGCCUUAGGUUAUCCCCAGCCCACAUAUCGUUGGAUAAAAAAUGGUAUACCAGUUGGUGAUUUUUCACCCAGUCAGUAUAUGCGUAUCCUGAAUACUCAGCGCGAUGAUGCUGGCAGUUAUAAAUGUAUUGCAAAAAACGAAGCUGGCUCAAUAUUUAGUGAAACGAUUGACGUUGUCGUUGCCUAUAUGGGCACAUUCAACAACGUCACCGAGGGCCGUUUAAAUGUCAUAUCAGGCCAUCCGGCCAUAUUGGAUUUGCCCGAUAUCGAUUCAGUUCCUGCGCCAUCGGUCAUCUGGCAAACUGUCGAUGGACCGCUCAAUUAUGACAUCAAAUACGCAUUCACCAAAUCGAAUCAAUUGAUUAUCCUCAACACCGACGAAGUGGAUCGUCAGGCAUAUCGGGCACGUGCCAUCAACACCCAGCUGGGCAAGGAGGAGACCAGCAGUUUUAUACACGUGAAUGUGAGCGGUGAUCCGUACAUUGAAGUGCCACCGGAAAUUAUUGUCCAUCCGCAGGAUAUGAAAUUGAAACGUGGCGAACAAGUUGCCGAACUGCAAUGCAUUGCCAAUGCACGACCAUUGCAUGAGCUGGAAACACUGUGGUUCAAGGAUGGCAUUCCCAUUGAAAAUGCUGAAAUUGCCCACACGCUAAAUGAUCCAUGGAAUCGUUCGCUGGCUUUGUUGUCGGUAAAUUUAACACAUUCCGGUGAAUAUUCGUGUCAGGUGCGUCUGCGCAGUGGUGGCCAUCCGACACUGAUAGCGAAGGCGAAAAUUGAAAUACUCGAACCGCCAACAUUUUUUACACCAAUGCGUCAGGAAACUUUCGGGGAUUUGGGCGUGUUGGUAUCACUGCCCUGUGAUGUGGUGGGAGAUCCACAGCCAACGGUGACAUGGUUUCGUAAUGCCGAACCUAUCGAUUUGAAUAAUGAAAAAUAUUCAAUUGCUGAAGAUAAUGCCUUGCAUAUUAAGAAAUUGGAACUGGAGGAUUCCGCCAUGUAUCAAUGUUUGGCCAUUAAUGAAGCUGGUGAAAAAUCUGCCUACACUUGGCUGAGAGUGAAAACUAUUAAAUUACCAUACAAUAGUGGUGGUUUGGUGGAAUACAGUGCUUCAGCUACUACAACUACUACUAAUAACCAUAAAAUAUCAGCUACUAAUUACAAACAUAAAACCACAAAAUUCAUUAACCAUCGUUUUAAUAUACCUUAUAAUGGCGGUGGUGACGCUCAAAGAACAACUGCUGCUGCUGGCUCAGCAUUAACGCCAGCGCCUAUAGUUACAACAAUCAAUGAUGGUAUCGAUAAUGUCAUAACAACCUCCUCCUACAACGCCUUUUUGGGCGCGACGGCGCCGCCAUCAUCAAACCGUAAUCGUCAUGAGAGUCAGAACCAUCGACACAGUCAUCGUCAUCAUUCUCCUCAUAGAUUUAAUAACAAUCACUUGAAGAAGGUGUAUGCAAAAUCGAAUGUAGAUCUAACUAACGUUACUGCUAAUGCUAACAACUACAACAACAAUAAUGCUUCAUCUGCAAUUUCCCCAUCCAUCGUCAUCAUUAAUACCACAACUACUACUAGAUGUGCUGCUCAACAGGCCACCACCACCACCACCUCAAACACCAAAACAAAACAUCCUUCUAGUACCACAACUAGCAGUAGUCGUGGUACUAUUAUGGAUAUCCUUGGUGCUGGUGUAGGUGUUGGUGGUGCUGAUUUCGCUGUUGGUGCUGGUACUGGUAAUUGUGCAUUCGUUAGUGAUUUAUUAAAACGCAUUAAGCGUUUGGCUCAACCGCGCAUUUUACGUGUUAAAUCUUCGCAUGCUGGUGCCACCACAACGGGUUCAGGACACAAUAACAAUAGACGCAAGGACUUUCGCUUUGCCUCGGCCCCUGUCAUGGAGGUGCCACCACAAAACGUAACCGCUUUAGAUGGUAAAGAUGCAACUAUUUCCUGUCGUGCUGUCGGUGCUCCCAAUCCAAACAUCACUUGGAUUUACAACGAAACUCACCUUGUUGAAAUUUCAAGCCGCAUACAAAUUUUGGAAUCUGGAGAUUUAUUAAUUUCAAAUGUACGCGAAUCGGAUGCUGGUCUCUAUACCUGUGUACGUUCGAAUGAAGCUGGCACCGUUAAUGGUGAGGCGUAUUUAGGUGUUUUGGUUCGCACACAAAUCAUUCAGCCACCAGUUGACACCACUGUUCUGCUGGGCCUUACCGCAUCGUUGCAGUGUAAGGUCUCCAGUGAUCCAACAGUGCCAUACAAUAUCGAUUGGUAUCGUGAAGGUCAUCCAUCGCCCAUAAGCAAUUCACAACGCAUUGGUGUCCAAUCGGAUGGCACACUGGAAAUACAAGCGGUACGAGCCUCUGAUGUUGGCACCUAUGCCUGUGUUGUAACAUCGCCGGGUGGCAAUGAGACACGGUCGGCACAUUUAAGUGUCAUUGAACUGCCAUUCCCGCCGAGCAAUGUAAAGGCAACACGUUUAGAUGGUGCCAAUCAACGUGCCAUAAAUGUAUCCUGGACACCCGGUUUCGAUGGCAAUAGUCCAAUAUCGAAGUUUAUUAUACAGAGGCGUGAAGUGUCGGAAUUAGAAAAAUUCGUAGGUCCCGUACCAGAUCCCUUUCUUAAUUGGAUAACCGAACUUAGUAAUGUUUCGGCGGAAAAUCGUUGGAUUUUAUUGGAAUCCUUAAAGGCGGCCACCGUUUAUCAGUUUCGUGUCAGCGCUGUCAAUCAAGUUGGAGAAGGUUCGCCUUCGGAGCCGAGUAAUGUUGUGGAAUUGCCACAAGAAGCACCCUCUGGCCCACCCGUUGGAUUUGUUGGUUCAGCUCGUUCACAAUCGGAAAUUAUAACACAAUGGCAACCGCCAUUAGAGGAACAUCGAAAUGGACAAAUCUUAGGUUACAUUAUACGAUAUCGCCUCUAUGGUUACAACAAUGUACCCUGGAUGUAUCAGAAUAUAACCAAUGAAGCUCAACGGAAUUAUCUCAUACAGGAACUCAUCACCUGGAAAGAUUAUAUAGUACAAAUUGCUGCCUAUAAUAAUAUGGGUGUUGGUGUCUAUACUGAAGGUGCUAAAAUAAAAACCAAAGAAGGUGUACCCGAAGCACCGCCCACCAAUGUUAAGGUACAGGCCAUUAAUUCCACUGCCAUUAAGGUGACAUGGACACCACCCAAUCCCCAACAGAUAAAUGGUAUAAAUCAAGGCUAUAAGAUACAGGCAUGGCGUACGCAACGUAUCGAUGGUGAAGAUCGUGAAGUGGAAGAGAAAAUGAUGACAGUGCCACCAAGCUUGCUAGAUCCUUUGGCUGAACAGUCGGCCGUAUUGGGUGGUUUGGAAAAAUUCCAAGAUUACAAUAUUACGGUAUUGUGUUUCACCGACCCCGGUGAUGGUGUUCGUAGUUUCCGUAUACCCGUCAAGACCAAAGAAGAUGUACCCGAUGAAAUAACAGCCUUACAUUUUGAUGAUGUAUCGGAUCGUUCGGUAACCGUGCUAUGGGCUCCACCCAAAAAUAUAAAUGGUAUUUUGACAGGCUACACGGUGCGUCACCAGGUCAAGGAUCGCCCUGAGACAAUGAAAUCUGUCAAUCUAACUGCCGAAGAUACCCAGCUUGUGGUUAAUCAAUUGCAAGCCACAACACAUUAUUGGUUUGAAAUAAGAGCAUGGACUCGAGUUGGAGGUGGUCCGCCCAAAACAGCAACCAUACAAUCUGGGGUUGAGCCAGUGCUUCCCCAUCCUCCCACAAAUUUGGCCCUCUCCAACAUCGAGGCCUUUUCGGUGGUUCUACAAUUUACACCAGGUUUUGAUGGUAACUCUUCAAUAACAAAAUGGAAAGUUGAGGCUCAAACUGCUCGCAAUAUAACCUGGUUCACCGUCUGUGAAAUAUCCGAUCCAGAUGCUGAGACAUUGACGGUGACUGGUCUAACACCAUUUACCCAAUAUCGUUUGCGGCUAAGUGCCACAAAUGUGGUUGGUACAUCUAAACCCUCCGAACCCACAAAGGAUUUCCAAACCAUCCAAGCCAGACCCAUGCAUCCACCAUUCAAUGUGACAGUUCGUGCCAUGUCGGCCACACAAUUGCGAGUGCGAUGGAUUCCCUUGCAACAAACCGAAUGGUAUGGCAAUCCUCGCGGCUAUAACAUUACCUAUCGCCAGGUGGAAAGUGAUAAUCGCAUUACACCCAAAAGUGUUCUCAUCGAAGACCACACCGCCAACUCACAUGUCCUAGAAAAUCUCGAAGAAUGGACUGUCUACGAAGUUUCAAUGACAGCCUGUAAUGAUGUGGGCCAAUCACGUGAAAGUGUCAUUGCUGUGGAACGGACCAGAGAAGCUGUACCCUCCUACGGUCCGCUAGAUGUACAAGCCAAUGCCACAUCUUCCACAACAAUUGUCGUCAAAUGGGGUGAGGUGCCGAAACAGCAUCGCAAUGGACAAAUCGAUGGCUACAAAGUUUUCUAUGCGGCCACAAAUCGUGGAGGUCAGGUGUUACACAAGACCAUACCAAAUAACAGCUCCUUCACCACCACCUUGACAGAACUUAAGAAAUUUGUUAUCUAUCACAUUCAAGUAUUGGCAUUUACACGUCUGGGGGAUGGUGCCCUGAGCACUCCACCGGUGAGGGUACAAACAUUUGAAGAUACUCCGGGAGCUCCCUCAAACGUUAGCUUCCCCGAUGUGUCGUUUUCCACAGCCCGCAUCAUUUGGGAUGUUCCCGAAGAUCCAAAUGGCGAAAUCUUGGCAUACCAAGUGACAUAUUCCCUUAAUGGAACCUCCAGCCUGAACUAUAGUCGAGAAUUCUCGCCAUCAGAUCGUACAUUCCGUGCUACACAGCUUUUGGCAGAGCGUUAUUACAUAUUCAGUGUUACCGCUCAGACACGUUUGGGUUGGGGUAAGACGGCAUCGGUGUUGGUCUAUACCACCAAUAAUCGUGAACGACCCCAACCACCCUCAAUGCCCCAAAUAUCCAGAAGUCAAAUUCAGGCUCAUCAAAUAACCUUCAAUUGGACACCGGGUAGAGAUGGAUUUGCACCCUUGAGAUAUUAUACCGUGCAAAUGCGUGAGAAUGAGGGACCCUGGACUUUACUGCCAGAACGAGUAGACCCCUCUUUGACUUCUUAUACCGCAACAAAUUUAAAACCACACACCACAUAUCAAUUCCGUAUACAAGCCACUAAUGAUUUGGGACCCUCGGCAUUUAGUAGAGAAAGCAUUAUUGUGAGGACACUGCCAGCAGCUCCCUCAGUACCGGUUACCAAUCUUAAAGUUGUACCCAUUACCACCACCUCAGUGAGAGUGAAAUGGAAUGCCUUGGAAACCUCGAUGUGGAAUGGUGAUGCCACAACUGGAGGUUAUCGCAUUUUGUAUCAACAGUUAUCCGAUUUCCCCACCGCCCUGCAGGCAACACCCAAAACCGAUGUAAUGGGUAUUAAUAUUGAUUCAGUGGUAUUAUCCGAUCUACAACAGGAUCGUAAUUAUGAAAUUGUUGUGCUGCCCUUCAAUUCCCAAGGGCCUGGUCCCGCAACACCUCCUGUCGCAGUUUACGUUGGAGAAGCCGUUCCCACAGGAGAACCUAGAGCGGUUGAUGCCGCACCCAUAUCUAGUACCGAGGUACGUUUACGCUGGAAACCACCAAAGCAAAGUAUGCAAAAUGGUGAUCUAUUGGGUUAUAAAAUUUUCUAUUUGGUAACCGAUUCACCGCAAGAGCUCGAGGAGGGUAAAUCGUGGGAAGAAGAAAUUGAGGUUGUCUCAGCAACUGCCACAUCACACAGUUUGGUGUUUUUGGAUAAAUUCACCGAAUAUCGUAUACAAAUAUUGGCCUUCAAUCCAGCCGGUGAUGGGCCACGUUCAGCACCCAUAACUGUCAAAACGCUUCAAGGCCUGCCGAGUGCACCACAAAAUCUCCGCUUUGAAGACAUCACAAUGCAAUCGCUGAAGGUGUCAUGGGAUCCACCGAAAUUCAAAAAUGGUGAAAUAUUGGGGUAUUUGGUUACCUAUGAGACCACCGAAGAAAAUGAAAAAUUCAGUAAACAAGUCAAACAAAAAGUCUCUGGUACCAGUUUAUUGGUACAAAAUCUGGAGGAAGAAGUCACUUACACUUUCACCGUAAGGGCUCAAACAAUUGACUAUGGCCCAGCGGUUAGUGAAAACGUUACAACCGGACCCCAGGAUGGUUCCCCAGUGGCACCCAGAGAUUUAAUUCUAUCCAAAACAUUAUCCAGUGUAGAAAUGCAUUGGCUGAAUGGACCAUCAGGACGUGGACCCAUCUUGGGUUAUUAUAUUGAAGCCAAGAAGCGAGAACGAGGCGAACCAUCAUUUAUUUACGACUCCCGUUGGGAGACAAUAACGAAAACCACCACCGGUACAAUACAAGACUUUACAGUUAGUUAUCAAAGUCUAUUACCCUCAACUGCCUAUACAUUCCGGGUUAUUGCCUAUAAUCGCUAUGGCAUCUCAUUUCCCGUCUAUUCAAAGGACUCGAUAUUGACACCCUCCAAACUGCAUUUGGAAUAUGGUUAUCUACAGCACAAACCAUUCUAUCGUCAAACAUGGUUUAUGGUGGCAUUGGCUGCCACCUCAAUUGUCAUUAUAAUAAUGGUAAUUGCGGUGUUGUGUGUUAAAAGUAAAAGCUAUAAAUAUAAACAGGAAGCUCAAAAAACACUUGAAGAAUCAAUGGCCAUGUCCAUUGAUGAACGCCAAGAAUUAGCCUUAGAAUUAUAUCGUUCACGUCAUGGUGUUGGCACGGGCACUCUCAACAGUGUGGGUACCCUGAGUCGUGGUACUUUAGGUACUUUGGGUCGUAAAAAUAAUAAUCGUCCGCCAAAUAAUGUUCAAUUGGGUAAAAGUCCGCCACGACCAUCCCCAGCAUCGGUGGCAUAUCACAGCGAUGAGGAAAGCCUAAAAUGUUACGAUGAAAAUCCCGACGAUAGCAGUGUAACAGAAAAGCCAUCAGAAGUUAGCUCAUCGGAGGCGUCACAGCAUUCGGAGAGUGAAAAUGAGAGCGUACGCUCCGAUCCACAUUCCUUUGUCAAUCAUUAUGCCAAUGUCAACGAUUCACUGCGACAAUCAUGGAAGAAAACGAAACCGGUACGCAACUAUUCAAGCUAUACCGAUUCAGAACCCGAAGGCAGUGCAGUGAUGAGUCUCAAUGGUGGUCAAAUUAUUGUUAAUAAUAUGGCCAGAUCGAGAGCACCAUUGCCUGGUUUCUCAUCUUUUGUCUGACAAUCUACAGAAUUGUAAGAUUUAGUUUCAAUUAACAAUUUUAUUGUCCU